GUAACGCAACAUAAACAACUUGCUUUAUACUUCUUCGCGAUCUGCUUUGCCGCGCUAAAGAUGGCGCAAAAUAUAUCUAAACGUUUCGCGAUAUUCCUGUUUUCUCUGCUCACCGCUUGUUGGAUUUGUUACACUAUUUUAACCAUGACUGGUUCACAACAUCUAUCAUCAUCAAGUCCCGAAUACAGAGGCAUUGAUGACAAAGUUAGAACUAUAUAUAAUGAAAUCCUUCGGAGUAAAAAUGCCCUGGAGGAUGGCAAUCAUUCAAGAAGUCUUCAGUACUACAUAGAGAAAUCAAAGAAAGAAAGAACGAAGAUUGUUUUCYUUUAUACAGCUUUCUUUGGUCAGAAACCAUGGGGUUGGAUGAAGAAUACUAAAAUGUUUAAUACUUGGGAAGGCAUUCAGUGUCCUUACUUCCGUUGCAGACUCACAUAUAGUAUUCACGAUUUUCUCAAAUCUGACGCUGUUGUAUUUCAUGCCAAGGAUAUGCCAGUAACAUUUGGCCUUCAUAGGCUCAAGGAAGCCAAACCAAGUGCUCAAAAAUGGGUAUAUUUCGCCUUGGAGAGUCCAAAAUACAAUCCAAAGGUGAAACGUUUGCAUAAUCUUUUCCAUUGGACACUUACAUAUCGUAGAGAUUCAGACUUUUAUUCUCCUUACGGGUAUUACCAUCCCAUUACCUCGAGAAAAAAUGAUACAUUUAUUGUUCAAGAUAUUGAGAACACAGUAAAGACAAAGGAUAAGUUUAUAUUCUGGGCCGCAAGUCAUUGUGGUAUAUUUCGGGAUAAGUACAUUCAUGAGCUAGCACAAUACGUAGACAUUAAUGUUUACGGGAAGUGUGGACCGUUUGUAGGUGUAAAUAAAACAGGCGAAUGCUACAUGAAUGAUCCCAAGUGUACCGAGCUUAAAAAGCGCCACAAGUUUCUCCUGGCGUUUGAGAAUUCAUACUGCAAAGACUACAUCACAGAGAAAUACUGGAAUGCAAUUAAGCUGGGAAUUGUACCAGUUGUUCUUGGRGGGGCCAACUACAGCGACCCAGAUCUCGCUAUUCCGGGUUCUUUUAUAGACGCAAGCUCUUUUAAAAGCAUAAAAAAGCUCGGUGAAUAUCUAGUUUAUUUAAACAAUAACGACGAAGCUUAUAAGAAGUACUUUCAAUGGAGAAGAACUUUCAAGCAAGUUGAUUAUGCACCUUGGUGGUGCUCGCUUUGCGCUGCUCUCUACAUGAACACCAAGAAAACACAUAUCGAGAAGUUAGAAAACUUUUGGAGCAUGCGACAAUGUCAUCUUGAUAGUAAAAAGCUUAAUGCUACCGUCAAGAGAUCCUAUCUAAUGAGGAAGCUUGCGAGGCCAUAACAAGAAUUUAGCCAGCUGAUUUCAUGCUUCCCUCGUGCAGAAUUGUACAUCCAAAUAAAUAUGUUUUUAAACAGGUUAUUGUGACUGAAUUAUUAUCCCGGCAUAGCUGGCUUUUGCUUUUUAAAAUCUAUAAAUCAAUUUUGAUAAAAAUUAAUACAACGUAGCAGUCUGUUGCAAGCAAGUUACCAUCUUCAAGUCGACUUGAAGUCGAAAMGUCUGCUGAAACAAAACACAGAUAGGUACUGAUAUGUCAGAAGUUUUCCAACUAAGUCAACAUCGAAGAUUUGUAAACAAAUCAAGAAUCAAAAGAAAAAAUAAUGUAGUUCAUAUAAUUUAAUUAACAGAAAAAUUAUAUAUCUAUUAUUACUUUA
Molecule: messenger RNA, 1721 nt
Organism: Exaiptasia diaphana
Lineage: Eukaryota; Metazoa; Cnidaria; Anthozoa; Actiniaria; Aiptasiidae
Product: alpha-(1,3)-fucosyltransferase 9-like
Exons: 1
Coding region: 61-1350 (429 amino acids)
Cellular component (GO): membrane
Molecular function (GO): alpha-(1->3)-fucosyltransferase activity
Source: RefSeq, a predicted model, not a curated record